AUGGUAAGUGGAACGGGUCCAGCACCGAAUCAGGCCGACACUGUAGCAUUCUGGCGCGGCCUGUGGUCAGAGCCCGUAAACCACAGCGAGGGCCCUUGGACGGAAGUUGUGGCGAGUCAGUGUGCGGGUAUUACGCCCAUGGACCCCGUUAUUAUAACGCCGGAUGACGUAGCUGAGGCGGUCCGUAGGCCCCCGAACUGGAAAAGUCCGGGGCUUGACGGCCUGCAUCACUACUGGCUGAAGGGGUUCAUGGUGUGUCACUCUGUGCAUGCCCGACAGUUUCAAGAGGCUCUCAACCAGAAGUCGCUCCCAAGCCUCUUCACUACUGGGAUCACUCAUUUGGUUCCUAAAGACCAGGGUACCACAGACCCGAGCAAAUACCGCCCCAUCACAUCUCACAAACUGAAGUCCUUCUGGUUCAGUAUAUCAGACGAGCCGCUGCCAGCGCUGGACUUCCUCUCUGCUGCCCUGCUCUCAGCAGAGUACGAGCGUGCGUUGGGUCGAGCUCUCGCUAUGCCCGAGUGUCGACUCAUACCGUUUUUUGGUGCUUUCCUCAGAGAGCUAAGAGAGAUCUUGGCCGCUACGCCAUCUUUGACCAGUCAGUCAAUGACCCCUACACCCACCCACAGAAGGGAAUUCAAACGGGAUUCAAUUAAAGAAGACAGCAGAAGCUCACUAAGAAAUGAAAGAAGAGAAGGUGGUAAGAGGGCGGACCAGAGUACCACAGCAAGUCCUUUAAGGGACAGUUGCAAACGGGACCCAAGAUUAAAUGAGACUAACAGACAAGUGUACAUAGCGUCUUUUGACGAGGAGGGUGAGCAGGCACCAGAUUGGAGGCGAGUAGGUCCAGAGGGUCUGGUGAACUUGGAGAAAGUGUACAGAACACAAGCGGUCAUGGACCACAUCGCAAGUUUUCACCAGCAUCGUUACGCACUGGGCAGAACUGCACCACCUGUUUUUGGAGAUUACCUAAGAACAGCAAUCGCCGCAUGCGAAGACCCAGUCUUCGCACAACCAUCUCAGAAGACCACGGGCAGCGACUUCGAGAACGAGGCCUUAUACGAACUGGAAGGGGGAGGUUACUGUCCCGUCCAACCUCUACCACACGAUCAUGGUGUGACCAUGUUUCCUCUAGCACCACAGAAUGGAGAAAGAAUGGACAGGCACGUUUUACAAGUAAUGCACCACGGCACCGCGUGUGUGGUGGGAGAAGCGGAAUGGUGUGGGACCUUCGCUCACUUGAAGCUAGAACGCGCUUGCGCGCUUCUAACUUGGUGUCGCACAGCUCAUCGACCAUAUUCACAACAUGGAGAAACCCCGUCGGAGAAUAUACAGCAGCCUGAAAUCAAUCUCUCAUACAACCCUGAGGAAGUCAUACCAGUCAAAUACACGAUGAAUCUAGCGCAUGAGAAUGAAGCUGGCAUCGUUGGGGACGAAGGCUUCAUCGACCUUCAGUGCGUGAAGGACAUGCGACUCGGGGGCAAGCUCCUGGAACCUCGGGAUAUCGCCGAGCUGACGGCGUGUGCUAAACGUCACGGUCUGGAGACUUGUUCUCAAGGACCGCACAUCAUUUCCCUGGUCUACGGGAGAACAUUAAGCGACAACAGGACUGUACAUUUUUUACUUCCGGCUUAUUCUUACAGAGUAUGGGCGGUCGGCCUUCACGCUGUCAUUAGAGCGUUGAUGACACAGACCAAGCUCGCAGACAGGAGUCUGGCGUGGCUAAAGAACAAGUACACCGCUUUAUAUUACGAGGACAGCUGCUGUUGUGAGCCUGUAGUCUCCGAUGCCAUUAGGGUGUUCGGUGGCAGAGACUCUACUUGCGGAGCUUCGUCACAUUCCACUCCUGUCAGAGGGGCCUUCACGGACUCCCAUGGAGACUCUUUAAGGGGUUCAGGAAUUAAAUUUAAGAAAAACAAAUCAACGUCAGAAUUGAAGAGCUCACCUAAAAAUUAUGCUUCGAGCUUCUCCUCCGGACCUAAAAGCGAUGACGAGGCGGCACAUGGAUCGCCUAGAAACAGUUCCUACUCAGGUCACCAUCAGCACUGUCCGGCGCGACACAGCAGUCUAACAGCGGCCGCAACCAGCAUCAUGGCUGGCACACCUAAUAGGAAUAGCUUGAGACGACUGGACACGAGCGAACGGUUUUGGGAGAAUAUAAAAAAUCUCCGAACCGGUUCCGUCAGUUACGACACCCAACUCGACUUUAUGGAUUUCGUUGCAUUAUUCAGGAGUUUCAGUUUAGUAAUGCGGUCGGAGCUGAGAGAUGUGUUUGAGCAACUCGCCGUCCCGCGCCCACGGUACCCACUGCUGGGCGCUGAAAGAAGUCGCAGCUCGCCCGAGUUAUUUCGCAGCAAAACAUCCUUCAGAACAGGUCUUUUAACAAGGAACGGGUCACUGGAUCUGGACCCGCCAAGUGACAAAGCCAGCAGGAAGAAGGCCUUCGACGUUCUAGCUGCUGCCGCAUUGCCAGGAGCUAGUCCAGAUAUGAGCGGGAGAGUGUUAUCUUUGCCGACCCUCGGGAAGUUUUGCGAGACGAGGCAGAACGAACCAAAGAACGAGCAGCAGCUGAAGGAUAUUAUACAGCGACACGAACCAGAUCCAAUGUUAAGAGCCGAGAGCUGCUUGUCCUUCGAAGGCUUCGUGCGCUUCCUCACCGACAAGGAUAACUACGCGUUCGUCCCGGAACAGAGGAGGCAGCAAGUCAACAGCUUCGUUGGGAACCCAGCCGCCCAAGAAGACGACGACGGAAACAAAGAGCUCACCCGGCACAUGGAAGGUCCCCUCAGCCAAUACUACAUCGCCAGCAGCCACAACACCUACCUGACCGGACACCAGCUGAAGGGAGAGUCCUCUGUGGAACUCUAUAGUCAGCACACAUUCUUUAUCGAGCUUAAAUGA
Molecule: messenger RNA, 2901 nt
Organism: Parnassius apollo (apollo)
Lineage: Eukaryota; Metazoa; Arthropoda; Insecta; Lepidoptera; Papilionidae
Source: the annotation of a GenBank genome assembly